Molecule: messenger RNA, 1575 nt
Organism: Rana temporaria (common frog)
Lineage: Eukaryota; Metazoa; Chordata; Amphibia; Anura; Ranidae
Product: type I iodothyronine deiodinase-like
Exons: 4
Molecular function (GO): thyroxine 5'-deiodinase activity
Source: RefSeq, a predicted model, not a curated record
AUGAAGCAGGUUGUGCUACUAUGAGUAAUAAAGAGCCCAGCGUGAGCGUUGCUUUGCACACUUUCAGGUUGGGAUUAUCCAGCUUUGCUGUCUGUCCAAAUGAUAAAACACAUUAUUCGUUAUGUGCAGAAGGCACUGAUCUUCUGUUCUCUCUUACUGUAUGUGGCAGUAGGCAAACUCCUCAUGAUCCUCUUUCCACAGACCAUGGCAUCGGUGCUUAAAUCUCGCUUUCAGAUGACCGGUGCUCAUGUGCCAAAGUUUCAGUACGAAGACUGGGGACCCUCCAUCUUCACUUUCAAGUUCUUGAGGUCGGUGCUGCAAAUCAAGUGGCUUCACCUAGAAGAUGAGGCAUUUCUGGGGGGUGCUGCACCCAACACACCUGUGAUGGACCUGGAUGGUGAACUGCACCACAUUUGGGAUUAUACAAAAGGUCAACGGCCGUUGGUGCUCACAUUCGGAAGCUGUACAUGACCCCCGUUCAUGUUUAAGCUCAGCGAGUUUAAUAAGCUUGUCUGGGAUUUCAGUUCCGUGGCUGACUUUUUGAUAAUCUACAUUGAUGAGGCUCAUGCAGAAGAUGAAUGGGCCUUGAAAAACAAUAUCUCAAUAUAUAAGCAUCAGAACAUUCAGGACCGUCUGGUUGCAGCCAAGCGUCUACUUGAGGAGCUGCCUUCUUGUCCUGUGGUGUUAGACACUAUGGAAAACUCAUGUAGUGUCAAGUAUGCUGCCCUCCCUGAGAGGCUUUACAUCCUCCAAGAACACAAAAUCAUUUAUAAGGGCAGCAUGGGUCCCUGGGGCUACAAACCAGAAGAAGUACGUUCUGUUCUUGAGAAUAAGAAAUUUCCUGGGUGUCAUCUCCAACUCGACAGCGACAGAAGAAAAGCUCCGAAAUAGCCAGAGACCAGCUAUGAAUUCUCCCAUAAUAAUGGACACAUUAAAAGGCAACUGUAUGUGGUGCCCUGCGGCUGAAAACAAGACAUUUCCUCUGGGUGUCACUCUCAAACAUACACUGAUGGAAGAAUAAAAUCACAACCAGGAUAAUUUGAGUGGCCAGCCCAGCCAUGAAUUACACAAGUACAUUAACAUGAACUUCUACUUAAAGGCAAAAGCCACCCUUCUGACGUUGUUCCAUGUUUCACCCCAUAAGUAAAGUGCAACACGAAACAUGGUGCCAUUUGACAGAUCCCCACCCUCAAACUGCCCCCACCUGAAUCGUAGGGUGCUUUACUUAUUGGCUUCUGCAUUUUUUUUUUAUUUGGCAUGGCUAUAGAGCUGUAGUUUCCCAUUCACGCAUUUGUGAAUGAAAGACGAAGUUCCAUUUGCCAGCAUGACACAUGAAUUCAUAGCUCUCAAUGGAGCACAAGUGCAAUGACGUAACCCUUCUUGUAGUCCAUUGUUUACUUCCUCCAGCUCCAUAACUGAAGGUCCCUACUUCCAUACAGACCUGGGGCUGGGAGGAAAGCCUGCAGGAGCCUAUACAGUACCCAUGAUCCACCAAUCGUGGUUGCAAUGCUUUGUAGGUUUCAAUGCAAUAUGGGUGCAUUUAUUAUUUUGUUUACAUAGCAGCACCACAUAUAG